This is a messenger RNA of Fusarium redolens, 852 nucleotides long. RefSeq lists its product as uncharacterized. The record is from RefSeq and is a predicted model, not a curated record. The transcript has 5 exons. Bases 1 to 852 code for a protein of 283 amino acids. NCBI's taxonomy places the organism in Eukaryota, Fungi, Ascomycota, Sordariomycetes, Hypocreales, Nectriaceae.
AUGGUCAAGGUCGCCAUUGCCGGUGUUGGAGAAUUGGCCCAAGAACUCAUAAGGAUACUUCUAGAGGGAGGCCGUCAUGAAGUAACAGCAUUACCACGCAAGGAAUCGCCUGGAAACCACCCGCCCGGGCUGCGUUGGUGCAAGAUCGGUUAUUACAAUAAGCAGCAGCUUACUCAGACCUUGCGGGGCUUUGAUGUCGUCUUAUCGUUUAUUCUGGUGUUUUCAGAUGAGGCAUACCAGGCUCAACUGAACCUGAUCGACGCCGUUGUUCAGGCUGGCGUCAAGAGAUUUGCCCCAAGCGAAUGGUCGGUAUUCGAGUACUGUUUGUUUACCCCAGGAAUUUUCAUGGACUACCUCAGCCCACCAGAGAAAUUGAGCGAGAGAAAUCUUUCGCACAGCGGCCUAUUUAUCGAUUUUGAUAAAUGCCGCGCUGUUCUUCCUGAGAAGAUGGACGCUGUUGUAUCUUUUACUGCCAUUGACGACUUCGCAGCAAUUGUCAGUGAAGCGUUGGAGUAUAAAGAUGAAUGGCCUGUCAUCGGUGGUAUUUCCGGUAAUAAACUUACCAUUUCCGGCCUGCUUCAGCUUGGUGAGAGGAUUCGAGGGAGAGGAUUCACAGUUGAAACGGUUAAACGGCAUGAUCUCCUUUUAGGAAAGCUUGGGACUUGGGUCCCUGCCUCCCUUCAUUCUGAGAUAGCUUCUAAUGAACAGCAAUUGACGAUGGAGCAGAUGACGGCACAUACUCUAUUGGCAAUUGCUGAUGGGCACUGGAACCUCACAGAUGAGUGGAGCAAACUUCUACCAGCGCACAAGUUUAUAGAUAUAGGAGAGUUCUUAGAAAAGGCUUGGUUAUAA